GGCGGCUUCGACCGAGGGGGCGGCGGCAGCGACAGCGGCGGCGGCGGCGGUGGCGGGUGGCGGGGACAGUGGUGGCGAGGCAGGGAAUACGAGCAUGCCGACGGUGGCGGAGAUGGUGGAGGAGGAGCGCGGGCGGAGGCGGAGGCGGGGGAAAGUCGUGGUGUACAACGAGGAGGCACUGCUCAAGUCGCAGUGGCGCGACUCGGAGAAGAUGAAGAAGGCCAUGAAGGUGGAGGAGAUCGAGGCCAAGAAGGUCCGCAGGGCACACGCCCGCCGUCGUGCCGCCGAGAAGAAGAAAAAGGCCGCAGAGCGGAGGCGCAAGGCAAAGGCUGCUGCUGCUGCUCGGCGGAAGAAGAAGGCCGCAGAGGCGGCCGCGGCCGCUGCUGCCGCUGCUGCUGCCGCUGCUGCCAUGGACCCCGGCGAUGCCGCUACGCUGCAAGACUCAGUCGGCAGUACGGUGGGCGGGCAGAAAGUCGAUGCUGGGAGCGGGGCUCAGGCUUCCGCAGCGGGGAUGGGUGCCGGUAGUAGUGGCGCAGCGAGCGUCAGCGCGAGUGCGAGCGCGGCGUCGACGCCGGCGGCUACGCCGAGUAGGGACAGCCGCAAUGCGCGGCACCCGCGGCAUCCGCAGCAUGGAUACGUCAUCUACGACGACUACGGCCUGCCGAUUGUGGUUGAUCAACUGCCGAAGCGCGUCCGCAAGCGAGCGCCGGCGGCGGUAACGUCGGCGCAGGCUGCGGCUCAGAACAGGCCAAUGGUUGCCCGUAAGCUCCUCGACGUUCCGUCACCGCCGACAACACCCGGUCGGCGGGCAGGGCUUGCUCGCCCAGACCGCAAUUCGCCGCGACUCUCUGCCAAGGCAUCGGGCUCGGCGCCACCUUCGGCGUCUAAGGGUAAGGGCAAGAGCAAGGGCAAGAGCAAGGGCAAGGGCAAGGCGAGUGUGGCUUUGGGCGCCAACGGGUCGGGCGGACCUCCGAUGAAGGAUGUACUGCGACGGUUCAAGCGGUGGACCAAGACGUACUUGACAAACGCGGUCGACGUCCUGCCGCAAACCGCCAUGCCAAGUACCGUCAUUGUCGGCGAGAACGCUGUUGUCCGCCACGGGUCGAGCGUCUUCCUCGACCGGAUCACCGCGUACAACGAGGCUGAGCUCAAGGACGAUCCGGUGGCGCUCGCGCUUGACAAAGCGCUCAGCUGCUUCUCGGAAGACAACCCUCUGACGACGCUUCCCGGCUUCUCGCCACGCUCGCUCUGGUACCCGUCACUCUCCGAGGUCCUCGACGCUGCUUUUGGCGGCUCGGUCGAGCAGAUGGCGCGAUCGCUGAGCGCGGUCGACGCGUCAACCCGGGCUCACCAGGCUGCGCUCCGUAAGGGGCUUAUUCGCCCGCGCACUCUGACUGCCACGGUGUCCGCGCCUCGUAGUUCCGCUCCUGAACAAGCUCUGGCACCGAUGGACGUCGUCACCGCCCCACCGCAGCGCUCCCAGCCCCCGCCGGUUUCGACCCGGACCCGUGCCGUUCAAACUGAGAUCACCCACGUCCAGAGCAAGACUGCCCGCCGCUGGGACGACGUCCAGCGGGUCUCGAGUGAGCUUGACGCCGGCAUCAUCCCCAAGAAUGUCUACGCCGAUCAGCUCAAUCCCAAGCGCACCUUUGAGCACUUUAUCUCCCGAUCGCCGACCAAGACCGCAACCCGUCCCACGGCACCGCUCGCUACCAUCGCUGCUACAGUCGCCACUGCUGCUCCUGCUGCUGGUGAGCCGAAGGACAGCUCUGUCAACACUCUCACGAGCGCGAUGAAUCCUGCUCCGAGCGAUGCACUUCGCAAUCCGGCUGCACUCAGCACUGGCAAGCGCGGGCGCGACGAGGCGGACGAGGCCACUGGCACCGCAGCUGGUCACGGGCCCGGGCCCGUGCCCAAGAAGGCCAAGCCGAUGGAAGGGCCGCAGCUCAAGCUGAGCGCACCCAUGGCCGCGCCCGCACCUGGACCUGUGGCGGAGACGCCGGCGCCAUCGAUGACGGUGGCCGAGAUGGUGGCGGCGGCUACAGCAGCGGCAACAACCGCGGCAGCGGUGUUGGGCACAGGAGGACCCGCAGGCCGCUCCACCGUAUCUGCAACACCAGCUGGAGCGGCGGUACCGCCGCGAGCGUGCAUUGCUUCGACUGCCAGUGUCUCUUCAGCGCCGCCGCUGGCUGCCGAAUCCCGGCCACCGCCACCGCCGCCGCCACCGCCUCCGUCGCUGCCGCUGCCACCCCCGCCACCAUCUGUCCCUACCGGGGUUGAAGCGGCGAUGGCGAAUGAGGACGGCGGGCCGAAAAUGAUGCUCAAAGGCGAGGAGCGGUGGACGAGCGGGACUUACGUCAAUUGCGAUGUGCGCUACUUUAAUCUCAAGUGCCUCGGCAAGUUUGACAUGGUGUACAUCGACCCGCCGUGGCGGAUCCGCGGCAACCAGGUGAUGCCGGAGGACGGGCACAUCUUCUCCAACUCGCAGCGGCGACGUAACUACGACACGCUCUCGAACACCGACAUCUACGACCUUGAGAUUGGCGAGCUGGUCGACACCGGGCUCAUUUUCAUGUGGACGGUCACGUCGCAGCUCAAGGUGGCGCUGCAGUGUCUCGAGCACUGGGGCUUUGACUUUAUCGACAAGAUCACCUGGGUCCGGCUCACCCACCGCGAUAACGUGGCCAUGGGCCUUGGCUACUACUUUCUGCACUCGUCAGAAAUCUGUCUGGUCGGCGCCAAGUCGCGGCCAGGUGCGCGUCUGGAGAUCAUUCCCAAGAUCUCGAACGAUCUUUUGUUUGCUCGGGUGGGCAAGCCAUCCGAAAAGCCGGUCGAGAUGUACGACAUCAUGGAGCGGAUGAUGCCCGGCGGGCGCAAGAUCGAGAUUUUUGCCCGAAACAACAACCUGCGGCGUGGGUGGCUCUCGGUGGGCAACCUGCUCGGGCCCAACUUUGAGUACGUCAAGGAUCGGGUGAUGUGUGACGAAUGUGCGGCCGGCAUCCCCAUCGGAACGCGGCGGUUCAAGUCGCGGAGCGUGCCGAACCGUGACGUGUGUGCCGAGUGCUUUGCCGGCACCGGCGAGCCAGCACACAACUACUUUGAGCUCGAGCACGCCAUCGCGGUCAUGGUCUUCCACAACAACUACACCUGUGAUAUGUGUGGGAUGAACCCGAUCUGCGGUAUCCGCUUUUCAUGCUCGCGCUGCGAGUACGACCUCUGCGAAGGCUGCUUCGAUUUUUCUGUCACCACCUGGGCGGCGGCUGCCGGCGCGGCGUCGCCGUCGGCGGCAGAGCCGUCGAUCUUCCACACUCCCGACAAAAAGUCGACUCGUGUGAGGUCGGCCACCCACGAUCCGGCGCAUGCCUUUCUCGCCUACGAGGACAUGGACGACUCGGGCGGCCUGCCCAAGCACCAUGCGCGCUGCACCUCGUGCUUUGACUUUCCAUUGUCGGCUACCGGUUCUUCUGCGUCGACUGCAAACGGGUCUCGCUCUGCCAAAAGUGCUUCUUCCGCCAUGCGGUUGCUCGACCGGCCGCGCGAGUCGUGCAUCUGUCCGCGCUGCGUCAUCGAUGUCCACGCCACCGAGCGCGCCCUCGUCCGCGAGCUGCCGUCGGUCCGGGUUGCCGAUCGCGCGCUUGUCCUCGCCCAGCGUGCGGCAUCGGCCGCUGCCGCCGACGAGAUAAUUCAUGAUGCGGUGAGCGAUGUCGCGCAAGGCGUCGCGGCCGACGCCGUAGCCGACGCUGUUGCCGAGACGAUGAUCGACGACGCAGCGGCGGCCGUAGCGGCCGAGUCGAUGGCCGGGUAG
Thecamonas trahens ATCC 50062 is the source of this 3805-nucleotide messenger RNA. RefSeq lists its product as uncharacterized. Gene Ontology annotation, cellular component: RNA N6-methyladenosine methyltransferase complex. Gene Ontology annotation, molecular function: methyltransferase activity; zinc ion binding; nucleic acid binding. The record is from RefSeq and is a predicted model, not a curated record. Bases 95 to 3805 code for a protein of 1236 amino acids. Lineage: Eukaryota; Apusomonadida; Apusomonadidae. The transcript is spliced from 2 exons.